Mesocestoides corti is the source of this 621-nucleotide messenger RNA. NCBI's taxonomy places the organism in Eukaryota, Metazoa, Platyhelminthes, Cestoda, Cyclophyllidea, Mesocestoididae. The record is from the annotation of a GenBank genome assembly.
ACAUGUGAGGAGGCAGCCAAACUUGUAAACCUCCACAAACGCCUUGAACAGCAGCGGGUAACUGCACCCUACUUCCGUUUGAACGACUCUGCACCCGGUGCACAGGUCCUCCCUCGGGUGGUCGAGGCCGCAGCUUUUCGUUGGCAUAGCUCCUCCGUGAACACGACCUACGUGCGUCUGGUUGCCGCUGGCUCACAGACCACCGAACGGAUAGCCGAUCAGAUGCGGCGGGAUUUUAGGAUACCCGAAAAAAGGGCGGCGUACUUGAGGCUCAUUGGACUAGCCUUGUCCAGCAACACAGCUUCCGCUUGGGCCGAAAUUGAGCGCAUGGCGUUCUCCAAGAGGCCGGCUGUUCCUCUCGAUAUAAUUGUCAAGGUAUACGCGGACGCAGGACGGCAAAACGAGGCUGCUGAUAUUAUCGCAAAAUUGCCCCUAGAACAGAAAAUAAGAUCUCUCGUAAUGAUUGGAAAAUCCCAUGAGGCCAUAAAUAUUGCGACUCAAGAGCGAUCUGAUCGUCUCCUUUAUCUGAUCCAACGACUCCUACACAAAACGGACAGACCUGCGGCUGACCAAGUUGGAAGGAUUCGUCAGCAGCUCUCAUUAAACUCUCCUUCAUCGUGA